AUGUUUUGUGUCUUUCCCUCUGGUGCAAGUUCGAAUAGAUUGCUUGAGGAGCCAACCCUUGUGCAUCCCACAUAUAACUGGUCAUGUGAGAAGCAGGGCGUGGUAGAGAAGUUUACCCUUUGUGCUGAUGCAAAUGGAUGGGAAGACGAUGAGAGAAAAAAGAAGAUUCUUCCGACAUAUCUAAAUGGGAGAGCUUGGAUUGUUUAUGAUCGGUUGCCAGAAGACAAGAAGGACACGUAUGAUCGUUUGUGUACGUCACUUAAGAAUGUCUUUUCCCCUGUUACAGCAGAGAGACGCCGUCUGGCAACGCGGCAGUUCAGGGAGAGAAAAUGGAAGACUGAUGAACCAUUGGAGGUUUAUGCAGGAGAGCUAGAACGUCUCCUGGACAGGGCUUAUCCAGCACUAGGAGCCGAUGAUCGGCAACAGCAGCUAGUAGACCAGUUCACCGAAGGAAUGCCACCAGCUGUACGUCGGGAAUUAGAACUUCAUGCACAGGCAACAUUCGAGGAUACCAUACUGCGAGCAAGAGAGCUAAUGCUCUUGGAAGACAGAAAGAAGGUACGAGCUCAGACUGUCGAAGCUGUCAAUGUGGUGAGGCAGGAUGUUACCCAUUCUGAUUACACAACUGAGCUGGAACGACGAGUGCAACAUCUAGAGGCACAAUUGCGGCAACCAGCACUCACAUGGUGUAAAGAGAAAUACCCACAAUUACCUCAGACACCACGAGGAUUGAACAAAAGGGAUCUGAUUUGCUUUCAAUGCAAUCAGCCUGGGCACCUACGCCGCAAUUGUCCCUUGUUCUCUGGUCCAAAACAGAUUGGGCCUUGCUAUCUUUGUGGCCAAAUGGGUCAUCACCAACGUCAUUGUGGACAAAGGCCCACUCAACCUCAAGGUCAUCAAGGAAACAAUCAGUCUUUGCACAGUCCAAUCAAUGGUGGUGCUUAG
This is a messenger RNA of Corticium candelabrum, 945 nucleotides long. RefSeq lists its product as uncharacterized. The record is from RefSeq and is a predicted model, not a curated record. Lineage: Eukaryota; Metazoa; Porifera; Homoscleromorpha; Homosclerophorida; Plakinidae. Gene Ontology annotation, molecular function: zinc ion binding; nucleic acid binding. The coding region runs from base 1 to 945 and encodes 314 amino acids. The transcript has 2 exons.